This is a messenger RNA of Biomphalaria glabrata, 2712 nucleotides long. RefSeq names its product adenosine 3'-phospho 5'-phosphosulfate transporter 2-like. Gene Ontology annotation, cellular component: Golgi membrane; endoplasmic reticulum membrane. The transcript has 11 exons. Lineage: Eukaryota; Metazoa; Mollusca; Gastropoda; Planorbidae. Gene Ontology annotation, biological process: transmembrane transport. Gene Ontology annotation, molecular function: 3'-phosphoadenosine 5'-phosphosulfate transmembrane transporter activity. The coding region runs from base 267 to 1418 and encodes 383 amino acids. The record is from RefSeq and is a predicted model, not a curated record.
CCAAAAAAAAAAAAUAAUAAUUCUAGGAGAUGUCUAGAAUCUAGCUAUCUAGAUCUACAUCUAGAUAAUCUAGAUUUAGAUUCUUAGAUCUAAGAAGGUUACAAAGACAGUUUGUGUGGAAACACAAACUCAAAAUCAACCCCCGAAGUGGUCCACCCAGGCAGAACUUGAUUUCAUGGACACUCAAAUCUAUUUAAAAAGAACCAUGACAUAGAAAAAAUAAAUAUUUAUGCUUACAAAAUAAUUUAGCCAACUGCGUAAGCAGAAUGGCUAAAUUAUAUAGUCAGCCAGGACUAAGACAAACAGCUUCUUUGUUGACACAAAAAUUUGCAUUAAAUCCUGUCAACACCACUUCAAUAAAAAUGCCAGAGGAUCCAAGUGGAAAGACAACAAAGGAAACCAUAUAUCUUUGGUGCUUUGAUCUGACGAAUCUCUCUCGCACCUGGCAGUUCAUGGUGUUAACAUCAUUAACUUUUAUAUUUUAUCUUGUUUAUGGAUACAUGCAGGAGCUUAUUUUUAAAUUAGAGGGGUUUGAACCAUUUGGAUGGUAUCUAACAUUGGUUCAGUUUGCCUAUUACACUCUUUUUGGAGUUGCUGAGUUGCAAGUGAAAGAAGAUAAACAGCGCAAAAUUCCAAUCAGGAUGUACUUGUUGCUUGCCUUUCUAACUGUUGCCACAAUGGGAUUGUCUAAUACUUCUGUAGGGUAUCUCAACUAUCCCACUCAGGUGAUUUUUAAGUGCUGCAAGUUGAUCCCUGUAUUAAUUGGUGGCAUUCUUAUACAAGGUAAAAAAUUCAGUGCCAUAGACAUCACAGCUUGCUUAUGUAUGAGUAUAGGCCUCAUUCUAUUCACUCUUGCUGAUAGUGCUGUAAUGCCAAACUUCAACACUUAUGGUGUUGUCUUGAUUUCUUUGGCCUUGUGUGCUGAUGGGGCUAUUGGCAAUGUUCAAGAGAAGACAUUGAAACAGUAUGGGGCAAGCAAUGGAGAAAUGGUGUUGUACUCCUAUAGCAUUGGAUUUCUUUACAUUCUUUUUGGUCUAGUGUUGUCUGGUGGUCUUUUACCUGCAUUUUAUUUCUGCCAAGAGCACCCUGUUGAAACUUAUGGCUAUGCUGUGAUAUUUUCUGUGACUGGAUAUCUAGGUUUAUAUGUUGUCCUUACCUUGGUGAAAUCAUUUGGAGCUCUUGUAGCUGUAACAGUAACAACUUGUCGAAAAGCAGUGACCAUAGUGUUGUCAUUUAUUUUCUUUACCAAGCCUUUCACUUUUCAGUAUUUAUGGUCAGGACUGGUUGUAGUGUUGGGCAUCUAUUUGAAUCUUUACAGCAAGAACAAAAACAGCUGGGAUGCAGCAAUGCUUGGAUUCAUGCACAAAUAUGGCUUAAUGAAAAGACGAAGAACUUUGGAACCUGAAAACAUUGUUUAAUCAUUUGUUCAUAUCAUCUCCGAAAAUUAUUUUAAUAGAGAUUAAAGAGACUUUUUUUUUUAAAGUCCUAAGCUCAAUAUCACUUCCUUAAAGUUAUUUGAUUAAUUUAACUGAAUAAAAGUAAUGUGACAGCGAAAACAAAAAAAAAGUAUUUUUAAAAAAUAAAUUUACGUGGCAUUAAUUAUUAUUGGAAAUCAAUUAGAAAAUCGUCAAAAAACAUCAAGACAAAGAAAGUUUUAACUUUAAAUUAAAUAAUUCUGUUCCAAUUUGUUCUUUCUCUAAAAUAAUAAGGUAUCUUUGUAUUAAUACUCUAUAAAAAUUUAUUGGUUGGAUUAACUUUGUGAUGUCCAAUACAAUUUUAAAUCUGUCCUGUUUGGUUACGUUUUGUGUUGAAGGAAAUAAUCUCUUUUGGUGGUUUAUAAAACUUGUUACUUUAAAAUUGGGUGAUUGACUUAGGUGCUAAUGUUGUACCUUGGGAAUUAAUAAAAUCUCAGUGCCUUUCAAACCAUAAGAAAUGUUUUAAUUGCUUUGACUGAAAAUGUCAACUAAUGUAAAGCCUAAAAUUAGUUCAAGUAUGCGAUGUGUGGUCUACAAUUAUUUAGUAAUGAAAUCUUUCUUUAACUCAAAUGAACCUAUUUUGUAAGAAUCUUGUUUAACUUAAUGUGAAGUAAACACUGCUUUAUGAAAUUUUCGUCUGUGAUUACUCUUCGUUAGAUCGACAUUGGCCCUUUUGGUUUAUUAGCUUUACAAUAUGCACAUUGAUUAUCCCAUACAACUACCAAUCCUUACAGAAAUAUUUUUCACUGUUUGCGGUUUACAGAGUGGCCAAGAUAUUACCAUAGAAUAACACAGCUUUUUACAUCUUGAAAAAUUUAUUCUGGUGCUUAAUUUAACUGCAAAAGUAUGCCACAGAAAAAUAUAUUUAAAAAAAUUUUUUUUGUUCUAUACCAGUAUUUAAAAAAAAAUAUGUAGUUUUUACAAAGGCUUUUUAUGAAUGAUAAAUAGCCACAUGUACAAUCUUAAGUCUUCUGAAAACUAUGUAUUUUUUCUUAUGCACAACAACAUGCCUUUUAGGCUUGAAUAAGAAAUGAAUGAAUAAUAAUUAUAAAAAAUAUAUAUAUUAUUUAUUUGCUGUAUUGUUAGAUUUCAUUAGUUUUUGUUAGCAUCUUUUUAAAUGUCAAUAUUUGUAUGUUGAUUUUAUAAAUUGUCCUUUUUGAGGGUUAAAACCAUUAAAUAAUCAUGUGGGUUUAUCAUAUAUCUAUAAUAAAUUGAAAGAUUUAUCUUUCAAAUGAUA